Molecule: messenger RNA, 2253 nt
Organism: Malassezia pachydermatis
Lineage: Eukaryota; Fungi; Basidiomycota; Malasseziomycetes; Malasseziales; Malasseziaceae
Product: bre1-domain-containing protein
Exons: 4
Coding region: 1-2253 (750 amino acids)
Cellular component (GO): nucleus; HULC complex
Molecular function (GO): metal ion binding; ubiquitin protein ligase activity
Source: RefSeq, a predicted model, not a curated record
AUGGAGCGGAAACGCGAUCAUGUCGAGGUGGCCGCAGGGCACGAGGCCGCCGGCGCAGCGACAAAGCGUUUGCAUCUGGAUCUCAUGGCUGGGGAAGAGGAAACGAACCCAGACUACCAGCGCCUAGAGCAAUAUAGGAAAGAAGCGAUAUACCGACGCAUGCGGGAAGCGCAGCGCGAUGCCAAGCGCACGAAGGACGAGGCCGUAGCACUACAAGGCACACUUGUGCGUACGCAGCAGCAGGUAUUGGCCGUGAAUCAGUUCUGGGAUGCGCUGGCCGAGUAUAUGGCGCACUACCAAGUAGACGAACGGGCCUUGGGCGAAGAUACCUUGAAGCGUAUGGAACGGAUUGUUCCUUUGACGCUGCUUCAAGGCUCCAAUGAACAGAUUGCUGCUCUGCAGGAGCGGCAAUCUCUUUUGCAGCAUAUCGUAGCUGUGCUGGCGAAGAGUGCCGCUGGCUCGGGCUCCUCGAUCAGCCAGCCGGCCUUGCAGGAAGUGCAAGAUCGAUGUGCCUCGCUUGCCGGCGAAGUAAGUGCAUUGCGUCAGGCGUUGGAAGCGACCAAGGCGCAACUUCAUCUGUCGCAGGAACGCGUGGAGACAUUGGAAGAGCAGCUUCGCCAGGCCGAACGUCGUGCCGACCGCGCUCAGAGCGAUGUCGUACGAAACAUGGAAGAUCCCAAGCACGAGAAGCAGGCGCAGGCGUCUGCCCAGCCUGCCUCGAACCAGGGCACGCCGACGCCGACGCCGGCGGACCACAAAGAAUCAGCGCAGGGCAGUGAAAGCCACGCAGAGGCCGCACAGGGUACCAUGGCCGCUACGGCGGAAAAGGCGGCCGCGAUGGAAGAAGAGCUAAGCUCCCUACGUGAUGUCGCACACUCACGACAGCGGCUGCUCGACGAGGCGCGCGCCGAGCUGUUGGAGGCCAAGCAAUCCGUCGCUGCCUUGCAGCUGCAAAUGCAAGCGGUGCCGGACGAGCGUGUGCAUGCUCACAGUGUGUACCAAGCGCUGCAGGCAGAGAUGGUAUUCAUGCAACAGGAAGCUGAACGACUGCGCUCGGCGCACGCUGCGUUGGAACAGGAGAACAAUGACAUGCGUGAAUUCCGUUUCGAGUUUCAGCGGCAAACUACGACACAGGCUCAAACACACAGCGAAGAGUUGCAAAAGCAAAUCAAGGCGCGCGAUGCGGAUAUUGUCCGCCUCCGUGGCCAGCGCGACGAGUUGAAUGCCGAGCUGCUGGAACGACGAGCGCGUGAAAGUGUGAGAUUUACGUACGUCGACGAAGCCAAAGCGCUGCUCGCGCCCAAAGACGAGCGGCUAGCGGCGUUCGAGGCGCAAGUCCAGCGUCUCCAAGCCGAGUUGGCCGCCGCGAAGAACGAUGCGGCCGGUGUGGAGGCGGCGUUGGGCGACGGGGCGACGGAAGCGAGUCUCAGUACCGAUGUAGCGCAGCUGCAGCUGCAGCUGAAAGCGGCCAACGCUGCCAGCAUGACGUUGUGCGACGAAGUGGAUCGCCUGAGCAGCGCCUAUGACCAGCUGGACAAGCAGACGUCCGCGCGGAUCGCCAAUGUCGAGCGACUUGAAGACAAAAUGCUGCGUGUGACCACAGAAAAAGCCAAAGCGGACAACAAGUACUUUGCCGCGAUGCGUGCGAAGGAUGCGCUGGAAGUAGAGAAGCGCGCCUUGGCGCGCAGUGCUGAGCGCCAGGCCAAGGUCAUUGAGCGGUAUACGGAAGCGGAAAAGGGCCUUCAGACGCAGGUGGCGCAGGCGGAGAAAGAGAUUUCGGCGCUGCGUCGUAGCUUGCAGACGCACACGAGCAAGCUGGCCGAGGCUGAUCGCGAUGUGGCCGUGUGGCGUCGCCGCCAUGCGGAUGCUGAGCGGGCACGCGCCGCGGCGGAGGCCAGUGUCUCGAAGCACCUUGCGACGGCCGAGCAGGAGACUAGUGCUCGUCACAAGGCCGAGGAGCGUAUGAUGGCGCUGGAUCGCGAUGUAGGCCGUCUUCGGCGCCGAUUGGCAGAGUCUUCUACGUCGUCGCGACGCCGCGAAUCGUCCGAUGCGGAUACGCACUUGGAGUACCUCAACUCCUUGUUGCGAUGCUCGUCGUGCAAGGAACGGUACCGUGAUCGGAUCAUUACGCGGUGCUUCCAUACCUUCUGCGAGGCGUGCAUCAAUGCCCGCCUGCAAACGCGGCAGCGCAAGUGUCCUCACUGUGGCCUGGCGUUUGCGAGCAGCGAUGUCCAGGCACUCUACUUGCAAUAA